Molecule: messenger RNA, 1083 nt
Organism: Vanessa tameamea
Lineage: Eukaryota; Metazoa; Arthropoda; Insecta; Lepidoptera; Nymphalidae
Gene: Rab23
Product: ras-related protein Rab-23
Exons: 6
Coding region: 283-960 (225 amino acids)
Biological process (GO): vesicle-mediated transport
Molecular function (GO): GTPase activity; GTP binding
Source: RefSeq, a predicted model, not a curated record
AGACGCAGCCGGCGGCAGUCUUCGUACGAGCGUCGUUAGAUAUAAACGUGUAAUAAGUUAAAUAAUUUCUAUUCUAAUUCUAUUAUCGCGAUACUUAUUACUAUGACAUAAAACAUACAUGUGUUUAAAAGUGAAUUGUGAAGUUAGUGCUAAAGUGUAAAAAUAUUUAAUUAAUAGCAGUAACUAGUGUAAUGGUAAACCGAUGUGGAAUACUACGGCCACAGCUUAACAGACUAAAUCGUCAUCACUAAUGUGCGGUGGGGGAACGCGGAUGUUGCGAAGAUGCGCGAGGAGGAGCUGGAGGUGGCGCUUAAGGUGGUGAUAGUGGGAGACGGCGGGGUCGGCAAGUCCAGCAUGAUCCAACGUUACUGCCGCGGGACCUUCACGCGAGAUUACAAGAAGACCAUCGGCGUUGAUUUCCUUGAACGACAGAUCGAUAUCGAUGGCGAGGAGGUCCGGUUGAUGUUGUGGGACACGGCCGGGCAAGAGGAGUUCGACGCGAUUACCAAAGCAUACUAUCGAGGCGCGCACGCCUGCGUCCUCGCCUUCUCCACUACCGACCGAGACUCCUUCCUCGCACUGCAUUCAUGGAAACUAAAGGUGGAGAAUGAAUGCGGAGAGAUUCCUACAAUAAUAGUCCAGAACAAAAUUGACCUCAUGGAUCAAUGCGUCGUGGGACCCGAUGAGGCGGAGUUAGUAGCGCGUGCGCUGGGCUGCCGACUUAUGCGGGCGUCGGUGAAGGAGGACGUGAACGUAGGGGCCGUGUUCCGAGCGCUCGCCGCGCGCUGUCUCGCAGACUCGCGCCGCGAGCACGCCGAGACGCCACCCGUCUGCGUUGCGCCCGUUAUAGGAACAUUUACGAAUCAUAACAGCAACGGCACGAUCCUCCUGCGGCCGACUAAACACCGGCCUGGUGGUAAGAAGAAGAAUGUGCUCAAGAGCGCGUGUCGGAUACUGUAAAAAAAAAUAACAAACACAGUUUUAAAUAUAGUUAAUAUAAAUAAAUCCGUCUUUAUUAAGGAAAAACGAAUUUGUAUAUAAGAUAUCAAACUAGACAUACUUUUUAAAAAAUAAAUAAUUAAA